Molecule: messenger RNA, 1101 nt
Organism: Penicillium riverlandense
Lineage: Eukaryota; Fungi; Ascomycota; Eurotiomycetes; Eurotiales; Aspergillaceae
Exons: 5
Coding region: 1-1101 (366 amino acids)
Source: RefSeq, a predicted model, not a curated record
AUGACGACUGUCUCGAGGACGCUUCCCUCGGGUGUGAGCGCUCCGCUGACCACAAACAAUGACAACGAUCAUAGCGGAUUGAUUGUUGUGAUCGCCGCAUUCUACUUAGUUUUGGUUCUGUCUGCUCUCCUAGGACGAGUAUACUCUUCAUACCACAGACACAUUAUACAAACGGAUGACUACUUAUUUGGUGUACUUGUGAUUGCGGCGUCUGCUCAAGCAUCAGUGGUGCUAGCUCAAGUCCACUAUGGCUGGGGGACUCGGGCAGAGUCCGUGAGGGCCACAGACAAUCGAAUGCUCAAGGCCGGAUACGCUGCCGACAUUCUUUCUAUUCUAGUCUUGGGUUUCUCUAAGAUUACUACCUGCGUAUUCUAUGAUACUCUCUUCUCACAUAUGCAACGUCGAUUUAUUCGCAUGAUUCUCGGUGGUAUGAUUAUCUGGACAUUGCUUGCCAUAAUUUUGUUAGCCAUUCGCUGUAGCCACGACCCAUGGUACGACAUCAGCGCCGCUCAGUGUGAUAGUCUACUUCCCCGGUGGCAAGCUAUCACAGCUAUUGAUAUCAUCACCGAGGUCCUAGUUCUCCUAUAUUCCGGACUGGCAAUCCAUAAAGUCAGGAUAUCGAUAAAGAAAAAGGUUAUCGUUUUCUUAGCUCUAGAGAGCCGAAUUCUACUUGUCCCCCUCGCAGCACUUCGCUUUCACUACACAACACUACAAAUUGCCUCCAAUGAUCCGGCUCUCAUUGGGGCCUUUGCAACUGUCACUACCGAAAUAUACCUCGCCCUGAGCGUCAGCUGCCUAGUAACCGCAUUUCUCAAAUCUUUCGUUGCGGCCUACGAGGACAAAUAUGGAGUUUCAUACACCGAAGGUGUCUAUGGAACCAGGUCUCAAUUGACAAAACCUGACUCAACAUAUACGACCUCUCAAAGAAAUCGGUCUUAUACUUCUACUAAUGUAGAUCGAUUGAGGGGCUGGGAACGAGAGGAAGAUCCGAUUAUCCACCCAGCAGAUGCCGAUCAAGGGUUACAUGUUAUGAGAACUGUACAAUACCGUGUGCGGGAUGAAUAUAUAGAGCUUACGGACCGUGGGACUGCAAGUUCAUGA